UUGCCUCUUCACAAAACACAACUUAGCUUCAAUCUUCUCUCCUUCUUCCUCUGCAGAAAGAAUAACAACACUAUACAGUGCUGAUACAGUAGCAAAUUAAGAUGUCACGUCUCAUAGGUGGCCUCUUUGACAAUGGUCAGAAGAUAAAGGGCACUGUGGUGUUGAUGCCCAAGAACGUGUUGGACUUCAACGCCUUAACUUCCAUUGCUAAAGGCAGUGUUACUGACACUGCCAAAAAUGUCUUUGGCACUGUCGUUGACGUAGCUGGUAGUUUGGUUGAUGCUGCAACUGCCUUCGCAGGCAAAAAUAUUUCCUUGCAGUUGAUCAGUGCUACUCAAGCUGAUGCUAGUGGAAAAGGAAAAGUUGGAAGCAAAACAUAUGUGGAAAAACAUCUUCCGACCUUUCCAACGUUGGGAGCUCAGCAACUAGCAUUCCGUAUUUCCUUUGAUUGGGAUGCCAAAUUUGGAAUUCCAGGAGCAUUUUACAUCCAAAACUAUACAACUGACGAGUUUUUCCUCGUCAGUGUUCUUCUUGAGGACAUUCCAAACCAUGGAACCAUUCACUUUGAUUGUAACUCCUGGAUUUACAACUUCAACAAAUACAAGAAAGAUCGUAUUUUCUUUGUGAAUGAUACAUAUCUUCCAGGUGCAACACCAGCUCCACUUGUCAAAUACAGACAAGAAGAAUUGGAGACUCUUAGAGGAGAUGGAACUGGUAAACGCCAGGAACAAGAUAGAAUCUAUGACUAUGACGUGUAUAAUGACCUUGGAAACCCAGAUGGUGGUGAUCCUCGCCCAAUCCUUGGAGGAUCUAUCAUCCAUCCUUACCCUCGCAGGGUUAGAACUGGUAGAGAACGAACCAGGACAGAUCCCAACAGUGAGAAACCAGGCGCGAUUUAUGUUCCAAGAGAUGAAAAUUUUGGUCACUUGAAGUCAUCAGAUUUCAUCAUGUAUGGAAUAAAAUCUUUAUCUCAGAACGUGUUGCCCCUGUUAAAAUCUGCAAUUUUUGACUUAAGGAUCACAUCAAGUGAGUUUAAGAACUUCGAAGAUGUGCGUAGUCUCUAUGAGGGUGGAAUUAAGCUGCCAACAGAUUUUUUUAGCCAAAUUAGCCCUGUACCUGCCCUCAAGGAACUCUUCCGCAGUGAUGGUGAAAAUGUCCUUCAAUUUCCAUUGCCUCAUGUUAUCCAAGUUAAAAGGUCUGAAUGGAUGACUGAUGAAGAAUUUGCAAGAGAAGUGAUUGCUGGUGUCAAUCCAAAUGUAUUUCGUCUUCUUCAGGAAUUCCCACCAAAAAGUUCUCUUGAUCCCUCUCUCUAUGGUGAUCAAACCAGUACCAUAGCAAGAGAACAGUUGGAGAUUAACAUGGAUGGGGUCACAGUAACACAGGCACUUAGCGCAAAGAGAUUAUUCAUAUUAGAUUACCAAGAUGCAUUCUUUCCGUAUUUGACGAGGAUAAACAGCCUACCCGUUGCAAGAGCUUACGCCACCAGAACAAUCUUAUUCUUGAAAGAUGAUGGCACUUUGAAGCCACUUGCUAUCGAAUUAAGCAAGCCACAUCCAGGUGGAGAUAAUUUGGGUCCUGUGAGCAAAGUUGUGUUGCCUGCAAUUGAUGGUGUUGACAGCACAAUUUGGCUAUUGGCCAAGGCUCAUGUAGUUGUGAAUGACUCUGGUUAUCAUCAGCUCAUGAGUCAUUGGUUAAAUACUCAUGCAGUGAUGGAGCCAUUUGCCAUAGCAACAAACAGACAACUCAGUGUGCUUCACCCCGUUUAUAAACUUCUCUAUCCUCACUAUCGUGAUACCAUUAAUAUCAAUGGACUUGCUAGGCAAUCUUUGAUUAAUGCAGGUGGAAUUAUAGAGCAAUCAUUUUUGCCCGGAAAGUACUCUAUUGAGAUGUCUUCAGCAGUUUACAAGAACUGGGUUUUUACUGACCAAGCUUUACCAGCAGAUCUUGUCAAGAGAGGAUUGGCUACUGAAGAUCCUUCUGCUCCUCAUGGCCUUCGUCUUGUGAUAGAGGACUACCCUUAUGCUGUUGAUGGACUUGAAAUUUGGGAUGCUAUAAAGUCAUGGGUAAAAGAGUAUGUGUCCUUGUAUUACCCUACAGAUGUGGCAAUUCAACAAGAUACUGAGCUCCAAGCAUGGUGGAAGGAAGUUGUGGAGAAGGGUCAUGCAGACCUAAAAGAUAAACCAUGGUGGCCUAAAAUGAAGACCAUUGAAGAUCUCAUACAAUCUUGCUCUAUUAUAAUAUGGACAGCUUCUGCUCUUCAUUCAGCUGUUAACUUUGGACAGUAUCCUUAUGGAGGCUAUAUCCUGAACCGUCCAACUCUAAGCAGAAGGUUUAUCCCUGAACCAGGAACUCCAGAAUAUGAUGAGAUGGUGGCGGAUUAUCAAAAGGCUUAUCUGAAAACAAUCACACCCAAGUACGAGACCCUCGUUGACCUUUCAGUGAUAGAGAUAUUAUCAAGGCAUGCUUCUGAUGAGAUCUACCUUGGACAAAGGGAUACUCCAAACUGGACAACUGAUAACAAGGCAUUAGAAGCUUUCAAAAGGUUUGGAAGCAAACUCACUGAAAUUGAGAGCAAAAUCAAUACAAGGAACAGUGAUCCAAGUCUGAGAAACCGACAUGGACCAGUUCAACUGCCAUACACAUUGCUCCAUCGUUCAAGUGAUGAAGGGUUAACUUUCAGAGGCAUUCCCAACAGUAUCUCUAUCUAAAAAGACUGUGUGGUUUCCUUCUCUUUAUCAUUGUACUUCUGAAUAAUUUACGUAUAUGCUUAGCUGUGUGUAACUAUAGCAUGUAUGUUUGCACUUUUGUAUUUCCAUGCUCUCAGUUCGCAUAUAAUAAAUAAGGAGUUUUUUCAA
Molecule: messenger RNA, 2855 nt
Organism: Vigna angularis (adzuki bean)
Lineage: Eukaryota; Viridiplantae; Streptophyta; Magnoliopsida; Fabales; Fabaceae
Product: seed linoleate 9S-lipoxygenase
Exons: 8
Coding region: 102-2708 (868 amino acids)
Biological process (GO): lipid oxidation
Molecular function (GO): metal ion binding; oxidoreductase activity, acting on single donors with incorporation of molecular oxygen, incorporation of two atoms of oxygen; protein binding
Source: RefSeq, a predicted model, not a curated record